Messenger RNA from Aspergillus fumigatus Af293, 456 nucleotides. RefSeq lists its product as uncharacterized. The transcript is spliced from 2 exons. The coding region runs from base 1 to 456 and encodes 151 amino acids. The record is from RefSeq and is a predicted model, not a curated record. NCBI's taxonomy places the organism in Eukaryota, Fungi, Ascomycota, Eurotiomycetes, Eurotiales, Aspergillaceae.
AUGAAGCUAAGCUCUACCAUCUUGGUGACCUGCUUGACAGCAUGCAGCAGUGUCUUCGCUGCGACAGAGGAUCCUCUUAAUUAUCGAAAUAUUGAGCGGCCCUACAUCGCUCCAAAACCUUCCAACACGACAACACUGCUGGAAUACAUCAAAUCCCGCUCGGAUUUGAGCCGACUCUCAGAAGCCCUAGACAAAGUCGGCGGCUUCUCGGAAGCAUUCGACACGGAUCCCACCUGGAAAUUUACCUUCUUUGCCCCGAACAACGAUGCCUUUGAGAAGAAUGUUGGCAGAUACUUCAACACGUUUGAGUCGACUCCGAAAGGGAGAUGGUGGCUGGGGAAUACCAUGCUGCAUCACUACGUUCCCAACACGAACUUGAAGUCGUCCAGCUUCAAUGAGACUUAUCAACAGUUCCAGGUGAUCCAGCAUCCAGGACUCAGGAGACAUACGGGUUGA